Molecule: messenger RNA, 2316 nt
Organism: Drepanopeziza brunnea f. sp. 'multigermtubi' MB_m1
Lineage: Eukaryota; Fungi; Ascomycota; Leotiomycetes; Helotiales; Drepanopezizaceae
Source: RefSeq, a predicted model, not a curated record
AUGCCUCGGAAACAAGCCCAAUAUGAUGACUACAGAGUUGCGAUUAAUCUGUCCUCCUCUGAUACCGACUACCUCGAUCAGUUGAUCCCCGCUCUCAAGGAUGCCACGAUCUCCAAUAGAACUCCAGGGCUCAUGCAAAGCCUGUCCCUAUACGCCGAAGCUCGCGAGGCUGACAUUGAGCGGAUCGGACUGACGAAACACGACGAAUUCCUCGCAUCCGUCAAUCAACUGCAGAAAGUACGCGAGGGCACAGUGCAGCUCACCAAAGAGAUCCUAGAACUCAAUCAGUCCAUACAAGCAAGCACGGAGAAGCUGGCUGCGCAGAAGGAAGCUCUGGUGGAUACGAAGGCUGUCCGACAGAACAUCGCCGAGGCGUCAGAGGCGUUGAAGGAGUCGCUGAAGAUCCUGCAUGCGGUUAACCAGGCGGAUAAUCUGAUUCGGAACAAGAAUUACUAUGCGGCGCUGAAGGCGCUAGAAGACCUGCAGAACGAGCAUUUGAUCCCUACGAUUCAGAACAAAUAUGCGACUCAGCACAAAUUGGCAGAUAUCAUACAGAAGUCUAUACCAUCCUCGCGAAAGGCCAUUUCCGAAGCGGUUAUGAACGACUUGAACACGUGGCUGUAUCGGAUCAGAGAGACGUCGCAGUUCCUGGGCGAGGUUGCCUUCUACCAUACCGAAUUAAGGCGUACGAGACAGAAGGAGCGGAUGGAAUCGAAUCAGUACCCAAAGAACUUCAAGCUAAACUCUGCCAUCGAGCUGGUGUUUGAUGAGAGCGAGGAGUUCGAUGUGCUGGAAAACGAGGAAUUGCAUGUGGACUUCCAGCCUCUGUUUGAGUGCCUGCAUAUCCAUGAGGCACUUGGUCAAAGUGACAAGUUCAAGCAAGAAUAUGCGGCGACACGAAGACGGCAGAAGGAACUUUUGCUGCCGGGUAGUAUCGAUUUGAUGGAGGAAGAUGAGCAGAGUUUGAGCAGUUUACUGGAAGGUAUUGCUGGCUUUGCUAUCAUUGAGAAGGCUACUAUGAGACGAGCACAUAAUCUAAGAUCCCCGGUUGAUAUCGAUGAGCUCUGGGAUUCGAUGAGUCAGACUGCUAUCAAUUUGGUAUCCAAGGCUUUGGACAGGGUCGACAAUGCGGAAGUACUACUUAAGGUUAAAGGAGUGGUCGCUCUCUUCAUCCAGACGAUGGACACAUGGGGAUACUCUGUGGUUACACUGGACAACUUCCUUCUGACGUUAUUCGAGAAGUACGCCGAGCUUUUGAAGAAGAGAUUCAGCGACGAUUUCCAAGAAAUUGUUGCAAGUGAUGACUACAUGCCAAUGCCGGUCAGCAAUAUUGAUGAAUACGACAAAGUAGUCAAUGUUUGCUGGUUCACACCAGAUAAACCCAGAAAAGAACUCAGUUUCCCAUGUGUACUUCCAUUCUCUCAGAUGUACCCACUCUGCUGUAUCGACAUCCGGAAUUUUCUAAACCAAUUCUACUUUUUCUCUGAUGACCACUUCCAACAUCCAAAUGUCAUCGACGAAGCUCUCAAGAAGUCCCUGGACCAGCUGCUUCUGGAGAAAGUAUGCAUCUCCUUGAUUGAACGACUGAACUCUCAAUACCUAGGCCAAAUCGUCCAGAUUCUCAUCAAUCUCGAGCACUUCGAAACCGCCUGUCGAGAACUCGAACAACUACUCAUUGCUGCCCGAUCUUCGACUUCGGCCGGUGGACCUAUCGUCCUGGAAGCCACCGAGGUGUUCCGCAGCAAUAAGAAGACAGCCGAGAAGCGUAUUUUUGAGCUCGUCAAUUCCAAGAUUGAUGAUCUGGUAGAAACGGCUGAAUACGAUUGGAUGGCAAGCACACUCGAGAGCGAGCCGAGCAACUACAUGCAAACGCUAACGCAAUACCUUUCUAACAUCAUGAGCUCUACUCUGCUUGGACUCCCACGUGAAAUCAAAGAGUUGAUUUACUUCGACGCCCUCUCUCAUGCCGCGAACAUGAUUCUCGCCCUCCCACUCUCCCCAGACGUCAAGAAGAUCAAUCCCAACGGCGUCGCCGCCCUGGCCAAAGACGUAGACUACCUCUCCGACUUCGUCGACACGCUCGAAAACGCUCCGAUCCUCAAGGAGAACUUGGACGAGCUGCAGCAGACGGUGCUGCUGAUGCAGACGGAGAACCCGGACGACUUUUAUGACGUGUCGAUCCGGAACAAGAAGUUUGGACGCGUAGACGCGCUGAAUGGGCCGAGGAUUCUGGAGAAGAUUACGCAGUCAAUCGUGGCGAGCCCGUCCAGGACUGAUCGACUUGCGAAUUUCUCUUCAAGGUUUGGGAUGAAAUGA